Messenger RNA from Ahaetulla prasina, 2408 nucleotides. RefSeq names its product malonyl-CoA decarboxylase (gene MLYCD). Gene Ontology annotation, molecular function: malonyl-CoA decarboxylase activity. The record is from RefSeq and is a predicted model, not a curated record. The transcript has 5 exons. NCBI's taxonomy places the organism in Eukaryota, Metazoa, Chordata, Lepidosauria, Squamata, Colubridae. Gene Ontology annotation, cellular component: mitochondrial matrix; peroxisomal matrix. The coding region runs from base 129 to 1631 and encodes 500 amino acids. Gene Ontology annotation, biological process: fatty acid biosynthetic process; positive regulation of fatty acid oxidation; acetyl-CoA biosynthetic process.
ACCUCUCUCCACUCCCCCCCCCACACCGCCGCCGCUAAUCCUUCCCGUAUUUCUCCCUCCCGCCUCGCCCGAGGAGCGGACUCGGAAGGCAGCCGGGCAGGAGGAAGAAGCGGGUGGAGGGGUGUAGCAUGCGCCCCUGGAGCCGUUGCCGGGCGACCCCGCGGCAGCUCUUCCGCCUCCUCGCGCUCGGCUCACCUCCUUCCGGCCGGCCGCGGCCUAGCGCCGUCGCCAUGGCAACCGAGGCCUCGGCCGGCCUGGACGAAGCGCUCCGCCUGGCCGUCCCGCCGCUUCCUCCUUACGAGACCCGCGAGAAAGCGGCGGCGCCGGCCGGGGCUGCGCUGGAGGAGCGGAGCGCCGAGUUCAUGCGCUUCUACGGGGCGCUGGGCGAGGGCGGCGGAGGGUCCCGGGCCGAGCUGCUGAGGCGCCUGGCGGGCGACUACGGCGUGGAGCACGGGCGGGUGGCGGAGGGCAGCGCGCGGGUGCUGCGGCUGCAGGAGGGCGAGCCGGGCCCGCUGCUCCAGGCCGAGGACCGGCUGCGCCACGCGCUGACCCCGCGCUACCGGGGCCUCUUCCAGCACCUGGCGCGGCAGGAGGGCGGCCUCCGCUUCCUGGUGGAGCUGCGCCGGGACCUGCUGGAGGCGCUGGCCGCCAGGGACGCCUCGGGGCCCCACGUCCGGGAAAUGAAUGGUGUACUAAAGAACAUGUUAUCAGAAUGGUUUUCUACUGGAUUCUUAAACUUGGAGCGAGUUACGUGGCAGUCUCCCUGCGAGAUUCUUCAGAAGAUUAGCGAUAGCGAAGCGGUGCAUCCUGUUCGAAAUUGGAUGGAUAUGAAGCGCCGUGUUGGGUCCUAUAGAAGGUGUUACUAUUUUGCCCACUGUGCAAUACCUGAAGAACCCCUGAUUGUUUUGCACGUUGCACUUACCGAUGAAAUAUCCAGCAAUAUCCAGGCCAUAGUAAAAGAGCCUCCCAUGCAAGAAGUAGAAGAUUUGGACAGAAUUACCACCGCAAUUUUCUACUCCAUCAGUUUGACUCAGCAGGGCCUGCAGGGCGUGGAGCUUGGCACGUAUCUCAUCAAGCGGGUGGUCAAAGAGCUGCAGGUUGAAUUUCCUCAGAUCCAAACCUUCUCCACCUUGUCUCCCAUCCCGGGGUUCACCAAAUGGCUCGUUGGGCUGCUGUGCUCGCAAUCCAGCGAACUGGGCAGGGGAAACCCUUUUACGGAUCCCGAGGUGCAAGAAAUUUCGGAGAUCACGGGAGCCCCUGUGGCUGAGAAACUGAAACGCCUUUUCACGAACAACGGGUGGGUGAAAUCAGAAAAGCUGGCUCGGGUCUUACAGCAGCCCCUCAUGAGGCUUUGCGCCUGGUAUCUCUACGGAGAGAAGCACCGCGGCUAUGCCCUCAACCCGGUGGCCAACUUCCACCUUCAGAAUGGCGCGGUGCUAUGGCGCCUGAACUGGAUGGCGGAUGUCAGUCCCCGUGGCUUGACGGCCUCCUGUGGCAUGAUGGCCAACUAUCGCUACUUCUUGCAGGACACCAUGGCCAACAGCGCCACCUACCUUGGAACGAAGCAAAUCAAAGCCUCAGAGCAGCUCCUGUCCUUGGUCUCCCAGUUUCAGCAGAACAGCAAACUUUAAAUAAUCUGAGCAAGCAAAGACCGUUCUGGCUAAACGGGAAUCUUGACUUGAUCCUGCUCAGGAAGAAGUGGGCUGCUGAUGAACAGGUACGCUCUCUUCUGGAUCUCAUCAGGAUCUGCGGUUGGGUUGUCCUGGGUUCUCGCUGCCUUGUGUCGCCAGAGAAAAGGACCACAUGGUUUCUCGUGGUGCUUCCAGCAGGCAGAAUCUCAAGCUUUGUUGACCUCACUCUUAGAUAAGUGGUGGCAAUUUGUUGGUGGUUUCUGUGAAGUACGUGUUGUCCCUUGUUCUCAGUAGAUCAAUAGUCUUGUUUAAUCUGCAUCUUUGACAGCACUAUUGAACUACUGAAUGCUCUUGGAUGUUAAAGGGAUCAAUAUCAGAGUUACUAAAAAAGGGACAAGCAAGGAAGACAUUUUCGCCCAACUGGGAAAACAAAACAGCAUGUUUUUAACACUCCUUCAAGAACUGGUUUUUUCUUUCUCUGCUGUGCCGAAUUCCUGGAUCAGGUCAGCUAAAUGGUCUAGGGUCUCCUCCUUGAACAGGAUCCCUUCCAACUCUGUUAUUCUAUUAUUCUAUUAUAUUUCAUCUCGAGGGCUUUGGGGGGCAACAUUUGCAUGGAAAUGAGGCAUUUGCUGCUAUGAUAACGAUUUACAAAUGAUAACGAUUCAGCCAUACGUGGUUUCCUGCAGAUGUUUCGGAAACAUAGUAUUUAAAAAUGUAUCAAAUUAAGGAAACAAGAAACCUACGCCAUUAAAACCUAAGGUUUACAAUGUCACAGAA